Molecule: messenger RNA, 1929 nt
Organism: Sebastes umbrosus (honeycomb rockfish)
Lineage: Eukaryota; Metazoa; Chordata; Actinopteri; Perciformes; Sebastidae
Gene: cep43
Product: centrosomal protein 43
Exons: 22
Coding region: 230-1837 (535 amino acids)
Biological process (GO): microtubule anchoring
Cellular component (GO): centrosome
Molecular function (GO): calcium ion binding; protein binding
Source: RefSeq, a predicted model, not a curated record
UCUCCGGCUCUCUCUCCGGGUCUCUGCUGCUCUCUGUGUCCGGCUGCAGCAGCUCAGAGGCGGCGGCGGAGGCUCCGUGAUCCGCCGACAGUCUGUCUGUCUGUCUGUGUACUCCAAGCAGCAGGAGGUCCAGUAGCUCGUUUCACAGCCGACAUUAAACCAGUAGAAGAAGAAGAAGACACUUCCGGGUGGUUUGUUGUGACAGUUAGCAGUUAGCAUCGAGCUAACCAUGUCGGCUACAGAAGACGACACCGAGCUGCGGGACCUGCUGAUCCAGAACCUGGAGAACAACGGAGUCCUCAACAAGCUCAAGGCAGAGAUGAGGGCUGCAGUGUUCCUGGCAAUGGAGGAGCAGGACAAACUGGAGAACAAAACUCCUCUGAUCAAUGAAAACCUGAAGAAAUGUCUCAACAGCAAAGACGGCCGCCUGGUGGCCAGUCUGAUCGUGGACUUCCUGCAGGUCUUUAACCUGGACUUCAGCCUCGCCGUGUUCCAGCCGGAGAUCAACUCGCUGAACAGCCUGGACAGUCGGGACCUGGUCUGCAAAGAUCUGGGUCUGUCAGAGUCCGAGGUGAACAGGAAGUCCCCCCUGCUGCUGGAGCUGGUCCGGAGAGGACGACACAAACCGACCGAGUUUGAACAGGGAGACAGAAACAUCCUCAAGGAACCGUCUCAGAAACAGAUCUCACUCGCUCGGAAGAAGUUUGACUUUUACGACAAGGACGGGAGCGGCUCGGUGGUAAAAGAAGAUCUGAAGAGCGUCUUCACAGAUCUGUUCCCCAGUUUGAACAAGAACAUGUUGGAGAGGUUCAUCACUGAUGAGCUCAGAGCUGCAGACAAGACCUUCUCUAAAACGAUAGACUUCCAGGUGUUUGUGGGAUUUUACAAGCGUCUCUUCUCCCAGUGCAGAAGUGUGGUGGAUCAGGACUCUGAUGGUCCUGAGGACAAGAUCAACUCUCCACCUGUCAGUAAGAUCCCCAGAUAUAAAGGAGGACAGAGUCAGACAGCAGCCAAGGACUCGGAGGGCGUGGCGUCUCCGGGUAAAGUGGACUUCCAGCCGCCGGCCUCCAGACACGGCGAGGCGUCCUCCUCCGCCGGCCUGCAGAGGGAGCGUCUGGACCUGGACCUGGAGGUGGAGGACGACCCCGACGACGGGGAUUCGUUCUUCGACGACCCGCUGCCCAAACCACAGAAGACCUACGGCUGUCCUGCUUCUCCUCUGGGAGAAAAGGACUCAUCAGAACGGACAGACAGUCAGAAAGAUGUUGUCCCCCUGAGGGAGGAGUGUCUCUCUGGGCCGGUCGUGUCCCCCAUGAGGCGAGGCAGAAGCCUCAGUGAUCUGUCUGUCCUGGCUGCUGACUCAGAGGACGAGAGAGACGAUCGUCUCUCUGAAGACAGUCAGACCUCUGAGCUCAGGAAGGCGUCCGGAGCCAGAGGGAGUCCAGCAGGGUCCCUGUCCGAGGCCCAGAGACCAGGAGGAGGAAGAGGAGGAGGAGGAGGAGGAAGAGGAGGAGGAGGAGGAGGAAGCAGCGCCUCGGAGCAGAGCCACAGCAAGAACGGAGCGUCGAAUUCCAGAGAGAGAGGGUUCAGAGACUCAAAGGCCCCGAAUGAUAAAACUGGAUCUCAGCAUUUAGAUGACGAUGUUGAAUACGACGAUGACUUUAACAGUCAUCGGUCAGAUCUGUCCAAGAGUGAGCUCAGCAUCGGCGAGGAGAUCGAGGAGGUUUCUAUUGAGGGACCCGACAACAGCGACAAGCUGGAUGAAACCACUCAGGACCUGAGCGUCUCUCAGCUCAGUCAGAGUCACGGAGCCGACUACAUGGAGGAGGUGGCCUGAGCCUCGCAGCCUCCCAUCAUGCACCUCUUUGUAUCCUCCAAUAUUUAAGUCUGUACAGUUUUAAUGAGCAAAUAAAGUGAUUUGUAUUCAGA